Molecule: messenger RNA, 1472 nt
Organism: Eptesicus fuscus (big brown bat)
Lineage: Eukaryota; Metazoa; Chordata; Mammalia; Chiroptera; Vespertilionidae
Gene: TMEM230
Product: transmembrane protein 230
Exons: 4
Coding region: 129-491 (120 amino acids)
Biological process (GO): synaptic vesicle transport
Cellular component (GO): endomembrane system; synaptic vesicle
Source: RefSeq, a predicted model, not a curated record
GGUGGGGCAGGCGGCGGUUAGGUGAGGCGUGUCAUGAGCAUCUCCGUUUCCAACGGCGAGCGGGCAGUCGACGCGCGGACGACUGGGCACGGCGCUCCGGUGAGGGACUGUUGCUGUGUCAGUGUGUUAUGAUGCCAUCUCGUACCAACCUGGCUACUGGAAUCCCCAGUAGUAAAGUGAAAUACUCAAGACUCUCCAGCACAGAUGAUGGCUACAUUGACCUUCAGUUUAAGAAAAGCCCUCCUAAGAUUCCAUAUAAGGCCAUUGCGCUUGCUACAGUACUGUUUUUGAUUGGCACCUUUCUCAUCAUCAUAGGCUCCCUCCUGCUGGCGGGCUAUAUCAGCAAAGGGGGGGCAGAUCGGGCCGUUCCUGUUCUGAUCAUUGGCAUCCUGGUGUUCCUGCCAGGGUUUUACCACCUGCGCAUCGCUUACUAUGCAUCCAAAGGCUACCGGGGUUACUCCUACGAUGACAUUCCAGACUUUGAUGACUAGCACCUACCUUAGCCCUGAGGGGCAGAGUCAGAUGGGACUGAGCUCAGCUUUAAGAUACUGAGCAGAAACUAUAGCUUAGGGCUAAGGAAUUCUACAGGUUGCAGAUGCUUAACAAAACAAUGGCCAUGUUUUAUGGGUCCAUCCUAAGAGCUUACAAUUAGCUAAUUAGGGCAUGCUUUAUAUUUCAUCUCCUGGCCCUGACAAAAAGCUGACAAGUUUUUCCACAUGAACCUGUAUCAUGGAAUAGCAAUGUAAAUUGGAGAAAGUGGGAGGCUAUUCUGUAGUGGGAAGUGUUGCUGCCACCACCCUUUUUAGAGUUGAGCAUUUCUUUUAAAUAGUCUUUAUUAUCAGUUUGUUCUUGUGGUAAAUGGAAGACUGCAGUAUGUCAAAUUUCUUAUUACUAAGUAAUUUAUUUUGAAAAUACGUAAGUAUCUUACCCCCUGUUCAAGUGGAAGACCUUGGCAAAAUCAAAUAUUAGUGUGGGUGCAUCUGAAAUAUUUUUUACUUGCUUUCUUAUUCAGAGCAAUCAGGAAUUUUAAACCUCAGAGCAAGUUUUCAAGAUGUAGACACUUUCUCUGCUCACCAUUCCUUGGCCAGCACUGAUCUGGCUCACAAUUAGGUUGGGCACCAUAUAAUUUGGGUAAUUCUAUUCUUUAUACAUUAAGGUGUUCUGUAUGUCAUGCCUUUAAGGACUAGACUUUUGGCAGUUUUCGAAGAAAAAAUGUAGAUAAGUGGUUGUUAGUUAGUUUAUAACCCCAUUGUUAGCACCUUGUAUUAUGAUGUCCUUCUUCUGAAGAUUGCAAGAUUUGGCCUGGAUUCCUAGGGGACUAGAUUGCCUUAGUUUGAUUUUGUUUCCUAGCUUGCAAAAGGUGACUUAUGUUCAAAACAAAAUGUCAAAAUCUAAGUCCUACACUUAAAUGAGUUAAUUUUAAACAUAUUUCAGAAAACAUUUUAAUGAUUAAAUGAUAUCUUAGAUCCCAA